UGGCCGCCUGUCUGUCUUGUGUGGCUGGCUGAGGGGGAAUCGCGCGUCGCGUCGGCUGCCGGUCAGGUCCGGUUUGGGAGGCUUCGAUUACGCGGCGGUGGCGACGACGACGACGACGCGGCGGCGUUCCCUUCUUCCUCUUCCCCCUCCGCGGCUCUGGCCCGCUUCCGUGCGUUGACGCAGGUAGAGGGGCCCUCCCUGCCCCGGCCGUGUGGGAGGCGCCCGGUCUGCUCCGCGCCUGGACGUUCAAUGCUCUCGGUUUUCCAUUCGAAUCCACGUCACACAUUUAUGGCGAUUCUGAGUGUCAGGGCAGAUUUCUGCCGGGCCCAGCACAGCACCCUGGCUGACAAGUGAGCUGGGGGCCAGGGUCCUACGUGCCAUAACGAGACUUUGCCUUGAAGACUCCAGACACCGAGACAUAAGCCUCAAAUAUAUGGGGAUAUUUUCUGCACAUUGGACACCUUUUCCUCUUGGUGACGCUAGAGAAGCAAAGCUUGGCCAAACACAAGUGGAAAGAAGAUCUGCCCUUAAAUUUUCUUUGUGCCUCACCAGUGCCUAAAUGUAAUAAAGGCUGCCUAUUUUGUGCAUGUAGGGCAGAGUCUUGAGGAGAACCGCCUGUAGUAAUUGAGGCUGAAGUUGAAGUGCAGCACGUUUAAGCAAACCUGCUUUUCUUGAAGUGAAGAAUCAUCUUACAGAACUUAACAAGGAAAGCUCUGACCUAUUCCCAGACACUUUAGUGAUUUUUUUAAAUGUUUUCUGCUGUGAAACGUUGCAAGGUUUGAUUUUUUUUUUUUUUUGGCCCCAUCACUCCUCCUGCCACUAUGAACCGUCCUGCUCCAGUGGAGAUUACUUAUGAGAGUAUGCGCUUCCUAAUUACCCACAACCCAACCAAUGCAACCCUCAACAAAUUCACAGAGGAGCUGAAGAAGUAUGGAGUGACAACCUUGGUGCGUGUCUGUGAUGCUACCUAUGAUAAAGCACCAGUUGAAAAAGAAGGAAUUCAAGUUCUGGACUGGCCAUUUGAUGAUGGAGCACCACCUCCAAGUGAAAUUGUGGAUGACUGGCUUAACCUUUUGAAAACAAAAUUUCGUGAGGAACCUGGCUGCUGCGUUGCUGUACACUGUGUUGCAGGGCUUGGAAGAGCCCCAGUUCUGGUUGCCCUAGCACUCAUUGAAUGUGGAAUGAAGUAUGAGGACGCUGUGCAGUUUAUAAGACAGAAGAGGAGGGGAGCUUUCAAUUCCAAACAACUGCUCUACCUUGAGAAAUACCGACCGAAGAUGCGAUUACGCUUCAGAGAUGCCAACGGCCACUGCAUUAUGCAGUAAGGGGGAGGCCCUCCAUGAAGUCUUGACGCUAUCAUGGCUGUCUUUUUGGACUCGUGGAACCUGGAAAUGUAAUUCUGGAGUUGAACGACAUAUUUACCAUAGCGGAGUGGGUGCUCCUCUGCCUUUGUCCCAAUGAUGAUGAUUGUGAUAAAAAAUAAAAGUAAAAGUAAACAUUUCAGUGAAGGAUUGUCUUCUCAUGUUGCAGUCUGAACAUCUGCCAAGAGACGAGCAUUCUUUGAACCUUCUGUAUUUUUAACUUUUUGGAGAGAGAUAAAUUAAUAAAAUCAAUUCUAUGUCUCAAGGAAAACCAGACUAUCAGACUGUGCAGAAACCAUUGGAGCAGGACAGCAUCCCUCACUUAGGUCCUAGCCCAAAUUUAUUUUUUAGUUUUGUACUAGUUAUUCCUCUUACUGGUGAAAGAUGGCAGACAGAAUUUAAGGAGCGCCUGUAUAGCUAGUAUGUGGUUGGCAGCCUUAAUGCCAAGUGGGUGUUCCAAGAAGUGCUGUACAAUGAGUUUGCAGCUGAUAGGCAUUUGGGGAGAGUUGCUUUUGGUAAACCUAUCACAAUGGGUGAAAGUCCUUUUCUUAACUGAACAUCUUCAGUUAUCAUUCAGUUAACAUGUAAACAGUCAUUAGAAAUGAGGGAUGGCCUACUUUGUAACCCUUGGGACGCUGUUUGUAAUUGAGGAUCUGAUCCCUCUAAAAAGAGUGAUGUGUGGAUGUCCAAAUCACAUGCAUUAAGGCAGGAAUUUCAGAUGGGAUCCUCUGUGCUGAAAUGUUGCCCACCAUUUGGCUGCAAAUAGAUGUCUCUAAAUAAUUUGGAAGUUAGCUUCCUGCCAUUUGGGCAGAAAAACUGACGCAGCAUAGGAAGAGAACAGGCAUGUGUGUGUGUUUAAGGUUAAAACAACUCCUGUUAUAAAGUCUGGAUGGGAAGGCUGUGUGCUUCUUGUCUGAAUGAUCCUUGCUUCUCUGAAAGGAAUAAACUUGAAUGAAGUCUAGUUCUAAUAGGGCUUUGGUGCCCAUUGGCAUCUCUUGAUCUUGAGUUCUCAAUGCCUGUAUUUUUCCAGACUGGGCUCAUGUAUAGUUUACUGUAACCACUGAUUGCCUUGUUUCUGACUUUUCAUCAGGUUCUUAAGGGAGCCUUGCUGGUUGCACACAACCAAUGCCUCAUAGGCAUAUGCUGUAUUCAGAGCGUAAUAAAUACAGAGAAUGUGUCCUGAAUUUUGGUCAGAAGAGCAUUGCUUGUGCUUAGCCAGUUUUAGGUGACCUCUCUAGGAAAUUGCUUUGGCUAGGCUGGGUCCACAGUUGCAGUGCCAACAGAACCCAUGUCCCUUUCUUCCGUUUUAAAAUUUCUUUGGCUACUUAAAAUUUUGAAUUAGCUUGCAAUUUAGUCUCUUGCACAGUGUCAAAGGCUUUGGUAAGUCACUCUCAGCAGCUCUUUCAGUGGGUAUAGACAAGGCCUUACAGACCUUCUAAACAGGGCACUAUUUCUGCAUUGUGUCUGAUCACUUAACAUUCCCCUUAAAUAUUUUGAGUGCAGAAAGUGGAUCACAGUCUUUAAAGCUCCAUACAGACUUAAAUCAAUCUAAUUGUGAUGGUACCAUGCCAAUAAGUUUAAUUUGUGGGUGGCUUAAUAGACUUAAGUCUGAAACUGUUGGCCACAAAUGCCAUCUUUCCUCUAAAAUAUGGCAUGUAUUUGGGGUGGGUGUUGGCAUUAUAUUUAAAACAUGCAAGUGAUCAUAGUGCCAUGGACUGUGCGUUAAAAAAGAGUGCUUAUCUGGAACAAUGAUUAUAGGUUGGGAAAUGUGGAAAAUAACAGGUUGUUGAAUUUUCCUCUUCUUCUUUCCCAUUUUGCCCUCGUGCACAUAAAGGCACAAAUUGUCCUUGUAACUAGUCUCACUUCUACAACACGUGUAAGAGUUUUUUGCUUAAAAGCUACAACUUAAGAUGUUGUAGCCAAAUAUAAAACAGCCCCAGACUUGUAGAACAAGUGGAUUACUUUUGUUUUUCCUAUGUAUAGUUUUGUUUCCCCUUUUAAUUUCACAUCGAUGUAUUACAGUAUAUUAGCUUGUAUUGCAACCUUAACAGAACUGAGAAGGUGGGGCGGUUAAGCGCACAGGGAUGCACGUUCUGUCAUAGAGUAGAAAUGCUAGAGCUUCAUUGUGAGUUGGGCUCACCAGGCACAAACAUUUCUGGUUCAGCACUUGGAACACAGUGCAAUAAAGUUCUUACUGUAUAAAGUCUC
Messenger RNA from Lacerta agilis (Sand lizard), 3569 nucleotides. It is a transcript of the gene PTP4A2, whose product is annotated as protein tyrosine phosphatase 4A2. NCBI's taxonomy places the organism in Eukaryota, Metazoa, Chordata, Lepidosauria, Squamata, Lacertidae. The transcript is spliced from 6 exons. Gene Ontology annotation, molecular function: protein tyrosine phosphatase activity. Gene Ontology annotation, biological process: protein dephosphorylation; positive regulation of cell migration. The record is from RefSeq and is a predicted model, not a curated record. The coding region runs from base 822 to 1325 and encodes 167 amino acids. Gene Ontology annotation, cellular component: nucleus.